Molecule: messenger RNA, 3437 nt
Organism: Paramecium pentaurelia
Lineage: Eukaryota; Ciliophora; Oligohymenophorea; Peniculida; Parameciidae
Source: the annotation of a GenBank genome assembly
AUGGCCAAAAAUCAAAAUUAUGUUGCAUAUAAAGAUUUAGUAUCGCUAUAAUUUAAUAAUAAUAUUUUAUUGAAUUUAAAAAUAAAUCUAAUAUUAUAAUAAUGUUUGAGAAAAAUCAGUUAUGAUACAUAAAAUUACAGUAAACCAACUAAUAGUAUUACAUUAAUAUCUAAGUAGUUAAUAGAAAAUGAAAAUUAAAAUUUUUAAACUCAAAUAAAUAUUAUUGAAUUGCUUCAUGAUAAAAUUGAAUGUAUGAGAUUAUUAAUAGAAGAAAACUAUUUAUAAAAAUUUGAUCAUUUAUUAAAAUAUAUUGAAAAACUCAUAAAUCUUUAAAAUAUAUUAGUGAAAUAAUAUGAAACAUUUCCAUGUGAAAGAACAUAAAGUGUAUUAGGUUUUUUUUAUACUGAAUUGUUGAAUGAUUAUUUAGCAACAAAUUAAUUGUUCAGUGUAUUAGCUAUAUCAGAUGAAAAAAUGAAGAAAAUUGCAUUGAAUUAAGAUGUCUUUAAUAAUAAGAUGAUUUAUUUAAUUACUGAAUUUAAUGGGAAAAUGAAGAUAAAAUUUUCAUCAUAUGAUGCUGAUUCAUUUUUAGGUAUUUCAAAUGAAUCACUUACUAAUAAAAUUAUAGAUGAUUUAAUUCCACCAGUAAUUAAUGAAAAUCAUGAUGAAAUGGUUAUAGAUUUCUUAAAAAAUGGAAAAUCAAAAUAUCUUAGAUAAUUAUAAGUUAACUUUUUGUUUUAUAAAUAUUAAUAAUAUAUGAUGGAAAUAGAUUUUGCAAUUGAAACCAAUUUAAUUUAAGAACUUAAUUUCAUUGUAUUUAUUUAACCUACAAUGAGUUAAGUUCUAUCUAUUAUUUUAGAUUUAAAUUUCACUAUUGCUUGUAUGAGUAAAGCCUUAAUAUAAGAAUUAGAUUUGUAAGAAAGUAUUAAAUUUUAUUUGGGAAUGAAAAUUUCAAAAAUAAUCCCUACAUUUCCAAAUAUCAUUUUAGAUAAUCAUUUUAUAGAAAAUGCUGAAGCUCAUUUUGAAAAUUAAGAUGUAAGAUAAAGUUCAACUUCUAGAGGUCAUCCUUAUCAUACAUCUUAUUGUAUUAAAACAAAGAAAUUAGAUGAUAAAAUUGCAUAUUAUUAUGUUUAAUUUGAGUAUUUCAAAAAAACAAUAAAUAAUUAAGUUUCUAGUUACAGUGAUUCUUUAAACACAACUCAUCAUUUAAUUUUAGAUUAUAUAUAUGAAGAUAAUGUUAAUGAAAUAUGUGAAGAAGCUCCUGUUGAAAUACCUAUUGAAGAAGAUGUUAAAAGAUAAAAUCCUUAAUAAAUUUAUGGAGAAGGUUUAUGUUCAGAACAAAGUCAUAUGAUUAAUGAAUUUAAAUUUGAAUAAACUAAUAUUAAAAGUACAUUUAGAUGUAAUUAAACACUUUUGGAAUAAAAAUUUUAUUCUAAUGUACACAAAAUUCCAUCAAAAUUGUCUAACUAAUUGAUUUCUCAUAAAAAUGAGAGUUAUAUUCAUGAUGAAAAAGUUAAGAUAGAUGGAUGUUAAUCAUCCUAGAUUUCUAGUCAAUAAGGUUUAAAACGAUCAGAAUUCUAUAAAAAAUAUGAGUUAUAUUCAAAGAUUAGAUUACAAGUUGGAAAUUCAAAAUAUCAUAAAUUAUUUAUUUUUACUUUUACUUUUAGUAUAAUUUCUUAAGUGAUUAUUUAAUCAAUUGUAAAUAUUUUUUAUUAAUUUUAGUAAAUAGCUAAAUUAAAUAUCAAUUUAUAGCUUUUAGCUUCUGAUAUAGACUUAUUGUAGAUAAAGAAUCUUGUAUAUUAACCAUUUGAAUCAUUUUUAUUAACUAGAUGGACUAUAUUUAAUUAUAUAUAAAUGUAAGUCACAGGAGAAAUAACAUAAUAGGAAUUCAAUUAUCUUGUAGAGUUUCCUAGGUAGAAUCUGAAUUUAGGUUAUGAUUAAUUAGAUUCAAAUUUAAAAUAAGUUUUGGAUAGAAUAAGUGUUUCAGGUUUCUUUGAAAACAAAUCUCUAGAUAUAUAUAUUUAUGUUUCUACAGGUUAAGGGGAACUCUAUAAUUUAACAUUAAGAAAUAGUAUUUAAAUAUUGUUAAACUAUUAAUAUGAAAUUAAAAAGAGAUAUUAAAUUGAAGGAACCAUAAUUUCAGAUAGUCCUUAUGUUUAUUAUUCAUAUAAGAAUUAUUUAACAAUGAAAUCAGAAUUUAAUCAAUUAAAUGAGUAAAUAUUAAGUAAUACUAUUGCCAAAUCAUAAUAAGAAUAAUCAUAAGAAUAGUUAAUUUUUAUUAUUGCUGUAGGAAUUGCUUUGAUUUAAUUUUGUUUAUCUUUAAAUUAUUUUCUUUAAAUUUAAAGAUUAAUUAAUAAGUUUUAUGGUGUCAUUUAAAAUAUGGAUACUGAAUACACAUAUUAAGAAAUAACUAGAUUAAAAUUUAUAUCUGGUCGUUUGAAUAAAAAUACAAAUCCAUUAUUUAGAUUUUAAAUCAAUAUUGAGUAAAGAGAAAAAGAAUUUUAAUAUAAAUCUUAUAUUAUGAACAUAAAGAAAAAAGUAUUACAUAGACCAUAUUAUUUGAAAUAGUACUUUGUUUAUUAUUUGUAUAUUAUUUUUGUUUUAGUGUUAAUGAUUGGGAAUGCUUUAUUAACUUAUGAAGAAUGUGGUGAAUAUUUAAGUAAAUAUCCAGAAACUGCUUAAUUUUUCAAAGCUAUUUCAGAUGUGGGAACAGAUAUACCAACUAUGUAUGCUUAAAGAGAUAUCCUUUAUAAUAUUGAAUUAAUAGCUCCUUUUUUAAAUGAUACUGAAAAGUCUAGAGUUUUAUUAGAAAUUAAAGAAUCUCUAAAUAGAACUACUAACUUUAUAACUUUGGAUUUUAAUAUGGAUAAGUAAAUUAUUUAUCUUAAAUAAAGCUUAAUCAUUUCAACAGAAUUUAAAGACUAUUACAAUGAGAUUUAGAAAGAAAAUCUUUGUAAUUUUCUACCUAAUUAUAUAAGUUCGAAAUCAUCAACUAUAUGUCCUUAAAUUAUGGAUUAAAAUUUAGAAAGAGGUUUAUUAGGAUUAUUAAUAUAUAUCAGUAAUUUUAUUAAUACAGAUAUGGCUAUAAAUCAUUUUACAAAAAAAUUACAAUAAAGCUAUUUAGAAUUAGAGGGUGCUUUUUUGGUUUCCUAUAUUAUCAAAGAUAUAAAUACUAGUUUUCAUUAUGAUUUAGUGUCCCAGACUUAGUUUUAUAUCAAUAAAAUCAGUGUAUAAUUACUUAUAGAUUAUUAAAUUAGGUGCAUAAUCUAGUCAUUCUUAUAUUUUUAUGCAUUUUGAUUGUGCUUACAUUAACGAAGAUAAAGAAUAAAUUAAUUUACAAAUUAUAUUUAGCUUAGAGACUUCCAUAUUUGAUGCCUAUAAAAACAAUUAUAUUAAAUGAUAGUUUUGAGAGAAAUUUAAGAUAGAUUAUGCACAUUUGA